Molecule: messenger RNA, 281 nt
Organism: Sphaeroforma arctica JP610
Lineage: Eukaryota; Ichthyosporea; Ichthyophonida
Exons: 2
Source: RefSeq, a predicted model, not a curated record
GCAAGCAGACUAACCUCUACGUGGUCAUGCACCUGAUUGCUUCGGCGCGAUACUGCCUGAUGAAUGCGCACAAGAUCUUUUUCUUCGUGAUAGGUUCCAAUCUGGCGAUCAGUCUCUUGAUGGUGUUGAAUGCGCUGUUUCUGUUUCCCCCCGUACUGACUGGAGUUGAUAUCCUGUGGCUGACUUUGAUACAAUUUCCUUUGGCGACCAUUCCUAUCUGGGGCUCACGAGUGGGAUCAGUAAUGCACCUCAUGCCGGACAAGAACAAUCGUGUGUUGAAG